AUGCCAGGAUACUUUCGCGUGAAUUACGAUUAUCACAGUUGGCUUUCAAUUAAAAACUUCUUAAACACUGAUGGUUAUAAUAAAAUAGAUGUCCGUAAUCGCGCGCAAUUGAUUGAUGAUGCGUAUUAUUUUAUGACACAAGGUUACGUGUCAUCGACCAUAUUUUGGGGUCUUGCAAACUAUUUAAAGAACGAUGUAAAUUAUAUAGCCUGGUAUCCGAUGUUCAAUAUUUUAUCGUUCAUGUGGCCUGUUUGGGAUCAUCCGGAAGCGGAACUUAUGAAGGAUCGUGUACGUCUAAUGUUGGACCGCUUGCUUGAACAUUUGGAAUACGAAGAAAGAGAUGGUGAGGACAAUAUGCAGAAGACAUUGAGAUUAUUAGCAACAAGAUGGGCUUGCAAGUUAGGGGAUAUGAAGUGUCAAAGAGUUGCUGCGAGAAAAUUGUCUAGAUAUCUCUCCGAUCGUAAUAAUGAAAACAUCUUUCAACCAUGGUGGAAGGAUUGGGUAUAUAGUGCCGGCAUGAUUUUGGCCAACGAAAAUAUAGCGCAGAUACUGCUUGAAAAAUACAAAAUUACCAAGGAUAUAGAUAUGUUGAAGUACUUGUUUUGCUCGGAUGAUGUACAGAUUAUCAUAAAGUAUAGGAAUGAAAUAUCGUCUUCGACGAUGAAAAAUGUGCUGUUGCAUAACGACGAAAUUGGACUUCAUCUUCUUAUCAUAAAAAAGCACAUAAGGAACCCUGAUCUUCUGGAAUACUACAUAAGAAAUUAUUUUAAAAUAAACUUGAGGCAAGACAGUUUUUUAAACACAAAUUUGUUGGGCAAUAUGAUAAUGAAUGUAUAUUUAGAUGACCAUUUUGAUAUAAUUACAAACUUUACACAAGAUAAUGCCCAGUUAUUAAAAGUAAAAAUAGAUGACAUAUUUGUAAUAGAACGAGCUCAAAAGAAAAGAAUUAAGAAAAUGCAAAAUAUGAUUUACGUUUAUAGUGGAAUAAAAAAAGGAAAAAAUAUAAUUUCUGAAUGAGCGAGUUUACAACAUGUGAUAAAAUUUAAAUAAUCAAAGUGGCCGAACUGAAGCCUGUUGUAAAUUGGGAAGUAA
This is a messenger RNA of Harpegnathos saltator (Jerdon's jumping ant), 1092 nucleotides long. Its product is annotated as thyrotropin-releasing hormone-degrading ectoenzyme-like. The transcript has 6 exons. Gene Ontology annotation, cellular component: cytoplasm; membrane. Gene Ontology annotation, biological process: peptide catabolic process; proteolysis. Lineage: Eukaryota; Metazoa; Arthropoda; Insecta; Hymenoptera; Formicidae. Gene Ontology annotation, molecular function: zinc ion binding; metalloaminopeptidase activity; peptide binding. Bases 1 to 1017 code for a protein of 338 amino acids. The record is from RefSeq and is a predicted model, not a curated record.